Molecule: messenger RNA, 25392 nt
Organism: Loxodonta africana (African savanna elephant)
Lineage: Eukaryota; Metazoa; Chordata; Mammalia; Proboscidea; Elephantidae
Gene: DAG1
Product: dystroglycan 1
Exons: 5
Coding region: 20542-23223 (893 amino acids)
Biological process (GO): morphogenesis of an epithelium; nerve development; axon guidance
Cellular component (GO): dystroglycan complex; dystrophin-associated glycoprotein complex; basement membrane
Molecular function (GO): calcium ion binding; laminin binding
Source: RefSeq, a predicted model, not a curated record
CUGCUCAUCCGCCGCGGGCGUGCGCGGCCUGUGGGCGGCUUCUUGGGCUUCCAGCGGGGGUCGCGGCCCAUUUGGGCCGGAGCCAGAGGAUGGGGUUUUCAGCCCCCGCCAGAGGCAAGGAGGGGUGCCGCCGCCACCGCUGUUCGGUUCUGCACUUACUCUUGGGUCCCCCGCACCUCCCGCCCACUUGACGUUCUUCGGAAGUUUGCUGUCUUUUCACCUUUUCCCUUGGUAUUUGUAGGACCAGGCUUCACGCACGGGUAUUUUUGGAGGAUGUCCCCAGAGAAAAUGCGCUUUGGGUUCAGAAUCCUUUUAUUAUAAUUCCAAGUUAAUUUCUAACAAAGUCAACUGGUGAUUUAAAAUGCAUGUUUUGCUCUCAGUAACUUGAGAGGCAGGAGUAAAUUGUUACUUCAGAAUUAGUUUUAAUAGUGAUUUUGUAAUUUGCCUUGGUCGGAGCUAGAGCCUGGGACAACACGUUUAUAGCCUAGAGGUCUAACUUAAGAGCCUAGCCUGCUGUUUCCCUAAAUAAGCUCGGAGAGGUGAUUCCUGGCAUGGAACCCAGACUCUGUGAAGGGAGUGUGGUGUUUAUAGGACAGAAGUCCAGAUAAAGAGCUGGAUGUGCUUCCAGGUGUUUUGGAAUUUCUAGUGUAGAUUGGGUAUUGUAAUUCUACCAAGUUGUUCUGUGCUUACAGUUGAGAGACAUUGUGAUAAUUUUGGAAUGUCUGUGUUAAAAAACAAUUUGAUCUUAACAUCUUUUGGAGGUAUAAAAAUCCAUAGUUUGACUCUUGAUAAGUUAAAUUGAACUUUGUUUGCUUUGGAGCUAGGAAAGAACUCAUGUCCUGUGUGCUUAGAGUAGGCUGAGGAGUGGUUUCAUGAAGAAAUCAUAUUUAAGAAGAGUUGGAUGUGUAGUGGGAGCCUGUACCAGGCCUCUGGGAUACAGUCUAAAAGUAGGAGUAACCUAUAGUUCUGCUUAAAGGUAGGAGUAAGCAGAACUAUAUAGGUAACAAACAUUUGGUUUGAACUUGAAAGCUGUGUUGAUAUGUGCCUCUGUUGAAAGAGGCAGAGGGCAAGUUCUCACUAUUCUGAAAAAUUGAUUUGGUGAAAUGCAUUCAUUCAUUUAAUAAAUGUUUGGCUUUACUAUGUGCCAAAUUCUCUGGUAGGUCCUGGCGACCCACAUAAGAGAGACUGGUUCUGCCCUUAAGGAACUCAGUUUGGAGGGCAGCAGACAUGGAGGAUCCAGUGAUUAACAGUGUCUGCCCACUGAGUGUGUGCACAUGGUGCUUCGGGAGCCUGAGGAGAGGGGAUUCCUGAGUCGUAGCUUGCAGGGCUAGCAGGAAUUAGUUGGGGAAUAGAGAGGUGUGGACAUAGGGAUCCACAUGUACACACGUUCCUAAAAUAGCACCAGUGAGUUCUCCAGCUUGGCAAGUGGGAACCUGGGGCUUUGCUGGUUGCAAUCAGGAGUUUUAGCCUUGUAAUCGAGGUGCAGGAGCCAGGGAAGGCUUUUAAUCAGUGGAGUAGCAUGAUCCAGACUUGUGUUUAGAAAGGUCUUGUUGGUGGCCACAGAAUGGUGGGAAGGGGAGGGCGUCAGGACAUCUAGCAGGGAGAUCAGCCAGCAGAGGAGAGAUGGGAGGGAGGAGGAACGAUUUGAGAAGAGAGGCAGAAAAGGUAGAGCAGAGGGGAUGCCAAGCCAGGACAGGGGAGGAGCCUGCAUUCAGAAACGUGUGGGGGGAGACCAAGUAUGACCAAAGAUUUGAACCACCUCUACUGUUGGAGCCAGAUGUGGUUGCCAUGCAAGUUUGCUGGUGUCUCUUCAACAUUGAGAAUGGUGGAACUGGGGAGACACUGGGGCCAUUUUGUCAAAUAGACUGGGAUAGUUGCCUGCAGAAGGAGAGACUUGGCACUUGAUUGCUUAAAAACUUAUCUCUCACCUCAACCUGUGGGACAUUGCAUUUCAUUUUGGGCAGGGCAGAUGUCUUAACCGCUGAGAGUAAAUGUGUAUUCAUUUUUAUUGAGGCAAAUGAGGGGAUGUUCAGUCCUUUACCUCACAGCCGUUCUAGCCUCUGCUACUCCUUAGGCUGGUGAUUUGAUGAAGCAGGGCAGCUGUAUUUGAGGCCCACCUGUGUGCCUGUUCUGUGUGCACUAUCAUUACUGAUUAUGAAAACCCUUUAUGCAGAGGCUAAGGAAACUGAGUCACGGAAGACUGAUCGUACUUAAGGUCACACAGCUGUCAUCAAGUUGCAGAGUCAGAAUUUGAACCCAGAUUGAAUAUCUCGUUACACCCAUCUGCAUUUCUUUUGCAUCAAACUGACAGAAUGGCCUCAGUUGGGUGCUUCUCUGGCUGAAGAUCAAGCCUAGGUGUCUGGUGAUGGGUAGAGAGGCAGGACAAUAAGAGCCCGACAAUGGAACUCUGGAAACACACUGUAAAGGACUAUUCCCAGGAACCAGGGCUCAUCAGAGCCUUUCUGGGGCCUGUGCAGGUGCUGUGGGGACUAUGCUGAAUUAAGCCAAGGGAAGGCACACUUUAGGGGAGGAGCCUGUAUUUGAGAUGGACCUUCAAGAAGGGUUAAUGGUUUGACUGGUGAAGGAGUAGCAAAGGAAGGUCACACCUUGGGAGGAAAAGAGGUUAGGGGUGGGAGGAGAAAAAUGAUCACCUUUUCUGUGUGUUCAAUUGGGUUGGGGCCAGAAUGUCACAUGGAGGAGUUUGGAGUUGUAUAGGAACAGGAAACUUUGAAAGUCUUAGAGCACAGCUGUGGUGGAAUCACCUCUUGGUUUUAAAACACGAGCCCUCAGUGUUAGUGUGGAGACUGGACUGGAGGACAGUUGGUUGCUGUUGUGGUCCAGUGGGGAGAUAGUGGACCCAAAUGAGGAUAGUGAUCAGCAGUGGGGUGAAGAGGGCAAGAAGGUUCAAGAUGAGUCAGUUCAGUGACAUUGGGCCUGAAUAGUGCUGGUACCAGCAGGGCCCUGCUGUUGAGUGGAAGGGGCAGGAGGUGAUAGCAAGAAGAUGAAGACAUAAGAUGACUUGGAAUAAAGAAGGCCCCCGGGCUGCAAAUAAGAAGAUUUGAGCCAGCCUUUGUGGCAGGCAGGCGAGACUAGUAGAAAAGGUGAGCAGAAGAGGGUGGAGGAGCGGAAGACCAUAACACGUCUGAGGACCAAGGGGUGGAUAGGCUAGAGCCCGAGGAGUUGUCCCCUGGGGAAGAGUGGGGCGUAAGAUUGACCUGAAAGCCAAGGUGGGCCAGCGAGUAGCCCCUAGAAAUUCUGAGUAGGGUAGGGUGGUACCUAUGCCCCUGGCAGGAAGGGGUGGAGAAGGCAGGAGACCAGUUUUGAGUCUUUCGUAGGGGUGCAGGUGAAGGAGGCAGACCAGGGUGGCAGAAGGUAAUGGUGAGGAAGAGGGGUACUUAUGAUGGAGAUAGGAUUUAGUGUGGUGGGGCAGGGGACCAGUGUGUUUAAAAAUAGCUCCACCUUGAGAGACUCAGAGAAUCAGGGUAGGUGAUGUGGCUUUAGGUUGUACCCUUUGAAAGACGCGCCAUUGGCUUGUAGGUUUGAGCUGUGUAGGGCAAACCGAGGGUGGUCCAUGGUGAUGCAAAGUCGGAACCCCCUUGCCUGUGCUUUCGUUUUUGAGUUGGGUUUAUUUUGGUCGUGGCCUUCUUGAUAAGAGCCAUACAACUAGCCUAACUGAAUGGCAAGUGAUGAUAGAACCAUUUUGUGGAUGGUCAAAAAUAAGAGUGAGGUUUGUGUAUUUUUUCUAGCCCACGUAGGAAGUCAGCAAUGAAAAAUUUGAUUGACUAGUUGGGUUCCCUUGUGUGUCAUAUAGACUGAGUCAGUGUAGAGCAUGACUGGGGGCUGGAGGCUUUCAUAAUAUCAGGGAAAGUAAGAAAUAUUGGUGUGAACAUCAAAGAGUCCCCAUAUGGGGCCUAGAGAGCAAGUGUUGAACCUCAAGGGAAUGUGAAAUGGGAAUAAAUUCAAGUAGCAUGUUUCAGUGCUGUGCUUUGUGUAGGUCAGGGAUUUCCUUAUCCUUUUCUGGAGUAAGUUGUCUCCCCCCUGCACAAAUAAGGAGUGUUUCUGCACCUUUGUCAAUGUUGUGCUUUGCUUCUUAACCCUCCAUUUUUCUCUGCAUUUUCGAUGUUGACAGGUACUCCAGGCCAGGAGAUACUUCCCCUUGGAGUAAGGUUAUAGCGGUUUUAAAUAAUAAAACUGGUUACUAAUUUGGCCGUUUCUCAGUAGGUCUUUGUAUGUUCUUGUCUUUGGGUAUCAAAGCUAUCUUCCUAGGAUUCACAAGGAGUCCUGGUGGUGCAGUGGUUAAGGCGAUCGACUACUAACUGAAAGGUCAGCAGUUUGAACCCACCCCUGCUCUGCGGGAGAAAGACACCACAGUCUGCUUCUGUCAAGAUUUACAGUCUUGGAAACCCUUUAGGGGCAUUUCUACUCUGUCCUUUAGGGUCACUAUCAGUUGGAAUCAACUUGGCAGCCAUGGGUUUGGUUUGGUUCCUAGGGGUCACAUAACCCGCUUUGUCUUUUGAUAGCCUCCAUUCUGAUUAUUAGUAAUAAUGCUCAAAUAGCAACUUCUAUAAGGAAAUUUUUAGAGUAGUUUACAAAAUUACACCAGGCAGAGGGCUUAAUUUAGCCUUAACAAACAGGGUUUCCCAUUUUUUAGGUUUGAUAGCUCAGCGUUUUCUUACCUUUACUAUGGGUCCAGGUGGAGAGAUAGAUGGGACGUAGUGGUACAAGGUCAUAGACUGAGGGUGUCUAUGAGUUGGUGAAGCUGUGCUAUGUUGGAGUGUUAGAAAUCUGAACGAAACUCUAGCACUGUGUUUAUUUAAUUUAUAUUUAUGUUUUAAAAGCAGGAUCUUAAUGAGAACAGCCAUUUGAAUAUUUAAAAAAAAUCACUUUUUUAACAGAAUGUCCUUGUCUUCCAUAUCAUGGGUUGUAUUCAAUAGUGUUGAGAUUUUGCUUCUCAGUUACCCCAUUUUUUAAAAAAAAAAUUAUUUUUGUUGUCGAGGAUACCCAACAGCAGAACACGUACCAACUCAACAGUUUCUGUGUGUACAAUUCAGCAACAUUGUAUUCUUUAAGUUGUGUACCCAUCCUUAUCCUUCCUUUCCAAAUUGUUCUUCCUCCAAAAACAUAAACUCACUGUCCCCCGAGUUUCCUAUCUAAUCUUUCGAGUUGCUGUGGUCAGUUUGAUCCCAUAUAGUUCUUAAAGAGCGCAAUGGUCAAGGCAGGCGUUCUUUACUAAUCAUGCUAAAUUAUUCUUUGGUUUAAAGAAGACUUUAGGGGUUGUUUUUGGUUAAAGGUUUAAAGAUUAUCCCAGGUCAAUAGUUUUAGGGUUCAUUCAGCCCCAGUGGAUCCAGAAAGUCUGGAGUCCAUGAGAAUUUUAAACUCUGUUAGGCAUUUUUCCCCUUUUGAUCAGGAUUCUUCUAUGGAAUUUUUGAUCAGAUUGUUCAGUAAUGGUAAUCAGGCACCAUCCAGUUCUUCUGGUCUCAUGGCAAAGGAGGCAUUUGUUUAUGAAAGCAAUUAGCCACACAUUCCAUAUCCUCCUCCUAUUCCUGAUUCUCCUUCCUCCGUUGCUCCAGGCAAAUAGAGACCAAUUGUUGCGCCUUGCCACUUGCAAGUUUUAAGACCCCAGGCGCUGCGCAAGGAACUAGGAGGCAGAACGGAAUCAGUUACACCUUUUUGAGUUAAUUGUUUUUAAAGCACUGUCUAAAAUAUAGACAUUGGAAUUAAUUUUGUAUCUGAAACUUUAUUAUUUUUGGUCUUGGAUUGACUAUUGGGUCUUCUGUACAGAAAACAUUCCAUUUUCGUAGUAGUGACCUUUGGCAAAGAAGAGUGACUGAUUAGUGGUGUGGGCAGGAGACUGAGUGGCAUUUUGCACUUCCUUUCGGGCUGGUCGUUGUGGCAUAAUUCUGUUUCAUUUGUGGAUAGUCACCAAUUUUGGUUCCUUCUUUUCCUGUAGGGUCUCUGCUCUCCAGGAAGAUAAAGCUUUUUAAAGCAGCCUUGCACUAGAAAGUGAGGUAAGGUAACUGAAAAGAGAGAUGUCUGCAGAAGAAAGAUGAUGGGUAAUCAUGUACUUGGCAAAAUGGUUAAUCUCAGAAUUUUAAGAUGCUUAUAAUGGGGGAAAAGCUGUAUCAAAUAACAUAUUUAAAAUAAGAAAUGUGACAGAUACAAGUAGAAAGGAAAGGAAAAAUCCCUUGUUGCCCAGUUUUAUUCUUUCUUUGAAUAGGAAAUGCCAACACAUGGUACAAAUUCAAAAAGUUCAACAGGAUUAUGUAGGGCAACAGCUUCUUCCUUCCACCCUCUCCCCAUAGCCCAUACUACCCUUCCCUAUAAAAAAAAAGCAGCCAUUAUUUCCUGAUUCCUGAGUGUCCUCUGGAAAUCCUGGUGCCAUAGUGGUUAAGAGCUACAGCUGCUGAUCAAAAGGUGGGCAGUUUGAAUCCACCAGCUGCUCCUUGGAAACCCUAUGGGGGAGUUCUCUGUGCUGUAGGAUCGCUAUGAGUCAGAAUCGACUUGACGGCAACAGGUUUGGUUUGGUUUUGGUUUUGGUAUCCUCCAGAGAUAACCCUUGAGCAGCGUUUUUACUGAAGUUAGGUCAGAGUAUAGAUAAUUUUCAUCCAGUCUUUCCCCUUCUAGCAUUAUAGAUGAAGUUUGUUCUAUAAAUACAUUUCUAAUAGUUAACCUGCCCCUAGUUCUUAGACAGUUGUUUCUUACUUUGGUUGUAAUAGAUAAUGUUGCAGUUAACAUCUUUGUGCAUAAAGCUUUUUCUAGAAUCUUUUACAUAUCAUUGUUAUAUUAAGUAUAUGUAAAGCUUUUGACAAAAUAAAAAAAUGGGAUGUGACUUACAGUUUUGCAGGAGUAUAUCUGUAAAGUCAAGUAAGGCAGGUUUUUAUUGAUUUUUAUUUUUAAGCACUGUAUAUACAUUAUCCCCAGUCCCUUUUCUGUGGCUUGCAUUGAUUUGAAAUUUUUAUAGCUGCUUAGAGACCCAGUCUCAGUGUUCCCUGCACUGUGGGUUAUGUGUGCAACCACAGAUUCAUUCUUCCUGAGACAGUCACGGCCCUACGCGAAAUACAGAGGAGUGUGCCAGCUGGGGGGAGCUCAAGGACUGGUGGAGCAUUUGGAAGGAUGCAGGGAAGCAGGGGCCAGUGCCCAGUUUGGUUCUCUGUAUUGUCGUCUGCUCUUCAUUUCUGUGGAUGUUAAGUUUUUAUAUAUGGAGUGUGGAAAUAUACAAGCAAGAGGUAACUCUUACAGAGUUCUUUCUAAUAAUUGGUAUAUACUAUAUAUGCAUUGAAACAGAAUAGUGGAAUCGAAAGGUGUUUCUCAUUUGAUUUUUGUGGGUGUUCUGGUCAUCUCUGUUUUCCCUCUUCAUCGUGCUCCGAGCAUUCUACCAGGCACCCAGGGUUGAUAAGGGAUUGCUUUAGAAGAUUCCCCAGACUAUCUGUGGAAGAACUGAACCAGUUUCGCCUUGGUUGGUAUAAACUCCUCUCUUAAUUAGCUCAGUUGUUGUCCAUGGCUAGGUUGAUUCUCUAGCCAGUUUUUGCCAAGAAAAAUGGUGUAAUCAAUAAUGGAAUUCCAAAUAACAUUUCCUUUUUAUUUGGCUAUUGAUCAGAACCUGGGACUCUGCUUUCUGGGCCGUUAUUUCACUGUGGAAUACUUCCAUAAAACAUGCGUCUCAUCUCCCUGUCUUGUGUACACGUGACCUCAGGGAGCCUCGCUUGCUGAUUUUUUAAUGAUGGAGCCCAGCCUGGUCAUCAAGCUCCAUCCGUAGUGAAGCAUGUAUCUAGACUUCAUUUCUUCUACUGGCUGAGUAGUAUUCCAUUAUAUGCAGGAGAUGCCAACAUAGUCUCGGGUGUCCACCUGAUCCAAGAAGCUCACUCCUCACCAGCAUCCCUCUCCAACCCAUUGUCCAGCCCAAUCCAUGUCGGAAGAGUUGGCAUCGGGAAUGGUUCCUGUCCCGAGCCAACAGAAGGUCUGGGGGCCAUGACCACCGGCGUCCUUCUAAUCUCAGUCAGACCAUUAAGUCUGGUCUUUUUACGAGAAUUUGGGGUCUGCAUCCCACUGCUCUCCUGCGCCCUCAGGGGUUCUCUGUUGUGUUCCCUGUCACGGUAGUCAUCGGUUGUAGCCAGGCAUCAUCUAUGAAUAAAAGUUUUUAUUUUUAUGGGUUCCCGUUUAUUUAUCUUGUCUUUUGCUGUUUGUGCUUUUGUUAUUAGAUAAUCCACUGUUGAAAGCUAGGCCUGACUGCAUUGCCCCUGCUUGUUCUCAUAAGAAUUUUAUGGUUUUAGUUUGCACAUUUAGGUCCUUAAUCCUUUUUGAAUGUUUUUGUGAGGCAUGGAUCCAGUUUCAUUUUGCUGCAUAUGGAACUCCAGUUUCCCCAGCACUGUCUAUUGAAGAGACUCUUCUUUCCCUAUCAAAUGGACUUAACCCCCUUGUCAAAAAUCAGUUGACCAUAGCUGUGUAGGUUUAUUUCUGGAUUCUCAAUUCUUAUUCCAUUGGUGUAUGUGUCCGUCGUUGUUCCAUACCAGCUGUUUUGAUUACUGUAGCUGUAUAAACCAACUGCCAUUGAGUCGAUUCUGACUCAUAGUGACCCUACAGGACAGAGUAGAACUGCCCCAUAGAGUUUCCAAGGAGCACCUGGCGGAUUCAAACUGCCGACCUCUUGGUUAGCAGUCGUAGCACUUAACCCCUACGCCACCAGGGUUUCCAUAGUAUGUUUUAAAGUCACGAAGUGUGAAUUCUCCUACUUUGGUUUUCUCUUUUAACAUCGUUUUAGCUAUUUGGGAACUCUCACUAUUCCAUAUGAAGUUGAGGAUUGGUUUUUCUGCUUUGUAAAGAAAGUUGUUGGAAUUUUGAUCAGGAUUGCAUUGAAUCUGUAGAUCGCUUUGGGUAGUAUUAACAUCUUAAUAUAUUAAGUCUUCCAAUACAUGAACAUGGAAUAUCUUUCCAUUCGUUUAUGUCUUCUUUAAUCUCUUUAAAGAAGUUUUUUAUAGUUUUCGUUGUGUAAGUCCUUCAUGUCCUUGGUUAGAUUUAUUCCUAGGUAUUUUAUUCUCUUAGAUGCUAUUGUAAAUGGAAUUAUUUCUCUUUCAGAUUUCUCGUUACUGGUGUGUAGAAAUCCAGCUGAUUUUUGUUUGUUGAACUUGUACCCUACAACUUUGUUAAAUUCCUCUAUUAGCAUUAGAAAUUUUCUUGUGGACUUUCUGGGAUUUUCUAUAUGUAGGAUCAUAUCAUCUGUGAAUGGCGAUAAUUUUACUUCUUCUUUUCGAAUCUGGAUACCUUUUAUUUCUUAUUGCUCUGGCUAGGACUUCGUAUAUGAUACUGAAUAGAAGUGAGAGUGGGCACCUUGUCUUGUUCCUUAUUUCAAAGGGAAAGCACUUAAUAUCUUUCUUCGUUGAGUAUAAGUUGGCUUUUUAUAUAUGCCCUGAAUCAUAUUGAGAAGUUUGCCUUCUAUUUCAAUCUUCUUUAGGGUUUUCUUCAAGAAAGGGUAUUAGAUUUUAUCAAACGCUUUUUCUUUAUCAGUGGAGAUGACCAUGUGGUUCUUUGUUCAAGUGAUGUGAUGUAUUAUGUUGAUUGAUUUUCUAAUGUUGAGCCAUCUCUGCAUUUCUGAAAUAAAUAUUACUUGGUCAUGGUGUAUAACUCUUUUAAUAUGCUGUUGGUUUCUGUUUGCUAAUAUUUUGUUGAGGAUUUAUGCAUGUAUAUUCAUUCAUAAGAGAUACUGGCCUGCAGUUUUCUUGUGGUGUCUUUGUCUGGUUUGGGUAUGAGGGCUGUUCGCUUCCUAGAAUGAAUUAGGGAGUAUGCCUUCCUUUUCUAUCUUUUGGAAGAGUUUAAACAGUAUUGGUGUCAGUUUUUCUCUAAAUGUUUGGUAGAAUUCCCCAGUGAAGCCAUCUAGUCCAGGAUUUUUUUUUGUUGGGAGGUUUAUGAUCACAGAUUCCAUCUCUUCACUUGUUAUGGGUCUAUUGAGGUUUUCUAUUUCCUCUUGAGUAACUUUGGGUAACUUGUGUGCUUCUAAGAAUUUGUCCAUUUCAUCUAGGUUAUCCAGUUUGUUGCCAUAUGGUGGUAGUUCAUAAUAUUCUGUCAUAAUUCUCUUUAUUGAGUCAGUUGUAAUGUCCCCUCUUUCAUUUUUUAUUUUGGUUGUUUGUGUCUUUUCUUUGUCAUUCUAGUUAAAGCACUCUGGUGUUUUUUGGUGUUUGUGGUUGGCCAGCAGUGAAGGACCUCAGAGGGUCCCCCUGCAUCCACACUGGGUGUCGGUGGGUGACAGGCAGGUUAGCAGGCCUGACCAAGAUCACCCAAGACCAGAGACUGAGUUUUCUCAUUUUCAGACUUUGGAAAUCAACUCUUGUGUAGAUAUAGAUGUUUCAUCAAAUCUUCUGUAACAAAGUAGUGUUUAAUUUUGUUUUCACUCUUUUAAAAAACUGAAGGAUAAUUUGCAUAUAGUAAAAUGCAUAAAUCAUAAAUGUAGAGCUUGAUAUAUUUUUAUCUAUGUAUAUACCACUCAGAUCAAGAUAUAAGAACAUUUCCAGAAGCUUCCAUUGAGCCUUUUCCCAGUCAGGUAACCACUCUUCUGACUUGUCACUAUAGCUUAGUUUUGCUAGUGUAAGUGGAAUCAUAGAGUAUGCAUGUGUUUCUGUGUGUGUGUGUCUUCUCUUGCUGAACAUAGUAUCUAUGAAAUUCAUCUGCGUGGGUCUAUACAGCAGUUUGUUUUCUUGUAUUGCUAUAUAGUGCUCCACAUAUGAAAACACCACGAUUUAUUGCUUUUCCCGUUGGUGGACGUUUGGAUUGUUUCUAGUUUUUGACCAUCAUGAGUAAUACCGCUAUGAAUGUUCUUCUCCAUGUUGUCUAGGUAUAUGCCUUAGAGUGAAUUGCUGGGUGUAUUUGAUAUUUUAAUUAUUGGGAAUUUUGUUUAUAUUUCUGUUGUAUUUUAUUUUUGAACUUUUUAUUAUGGGGAAUUUUAAAUACACUUAAAGACAAUAUGUGUAAUGAGUCCCCAUGUACUUAUCACCAGCCCCAGCAACCAUCAACCAGUGGCCAAUCCUGCCGUAUUCACACCCCCAAACAUUUCCCCAUUCCACAUUAUUUUGAAGCAAACCUCAGACAUCCUGUCAUUUCAUCCAUCCACAUUUUUGUGUGUAUCUCUAAAGGAUAACUACAACAUCUGCUGAAGUAAUUCAUGUUCCUUCUCUCUGAUACUGGUAUUCCCUGGGGUUUCAUAUCUUGGUCCCAGUGGUGGAGUGUAGCUCCCAGCUUCCAUCAUUUCUUAUUUUGGAGCUGCCUAGGUCACCUGGUUUUUCCAGGCAACCUUUGGACCAGGAACUGAUACUGUGUAGUGUUGGGGGAGCCAUCUUGGAACUUGGGAAUGUCGGUUGCUGUGUGGGCAUCAGUUCCUACUGGGCUGAUCUGAGAGAAAGAUGAGAAGUGGGUACGUCCUUUCUGCUUAGGCAUUUGACUGCCUGUCCCAGAUGGUUGCACUGGCCUAGAACAGACAGUUCUUUCCCCAGUGCACCAAGAACAUGGAGGGUACAACCUCUGAAACAGCAGGGCACCAACAUUCUUCCCAGACCUUGCCCCUCAGUUGGAGGACAACAGGUAACAAGUUUAGAUUUGGAAAUGGGUAUAUUAAGGUUUAGAAAAGGUUAAUGUUUCUUAGAAUAAUGAACCCCUGGUAUAAAGAUUAGACUUGGGAGCCCAAAAAUACUCUCUAGUCUCCUUCUGUCCUCCUGUGCUCAGCACUUGUAUCUAUGUUCCAUUGCCUUGAGCCCAGAGUUCCUCUCAGCUUGGCCCAGAAGGUGCCUUGAUCAGAAGCCUGGGUCAGAGGAGACCAUUCAAGGAUGUGACAACCAGAGUGAAGAGUACCACAGAUACCUUAUUACUUGGUGUAAUUAGCCUAUAAAUUCUCUAUAGCAAGAUUUUCUUCUCAGCUAGUCAAGCUUGACUAGAAAAACAUAGCACUAUGUUUUGAUUAAUUAGUCCUCUCGAUGCUCACCCUCCUGUAUUCUUACGUUGGCUGGCUAUUAAGUGCCAUUACUCCCGUCUUGAAUUUAUGACACUUACUGCCCAUCAUGCCCAUUAAUCAAGCCAUCCAAGAGGGGCAAAUUGUUAUUUCAUGCUAUUGUAACCUGACCCACGUUCCUUCUCUUCCAUCUCACAUUAUUAGCAAGAGCGUUUACUAGUAACUCAAUAUUGAUGAAAGUAAGGGAAAAGUCACUUACAUCCUUAGGUGAGAGUGUAAAUUGAAGAACAGUUUGCCAAUAUCUUAUCACAUCCAGUGUACAUAGGCUUUGACCCAGCAUUCCACAUCUAGGAUUUUUAUCCUCACAUUUGCUCCCAGAAGAAUGUAAGGAUGAGUGUGUGAGAACAAAACACAUGGGACAUUUAGACGCUUCAAUGUGCCCCACACAGCAGGAGGCUGCUCCACACUAGUGCUGAGGUUUCCCAGUUCUAGUAAGUUAAAAAAAAAAAAAAAAGGUAACAAUCAUGAAGUAUGUGAUUCCAUUUAAAAUUUAAAAAUUAAAUAAAAAGGAAUGUACUUGUUUGUGUGUUUAGAGAUUUAAUGUGCCGCUUGUAGAAAACUAAGGAAGAAACUGAGCCUGCUGACCUGUGGGCCUGGGAGAGACCUCUGCUUUUCUCUUGUGUCCUAGUUUCUUAUUUGAAUUUAUUUUACCUCUGCGUGAAUUACGUUUAUUGCAUUAAGUCAAAAGGGGAGGACCAGGCAUCUGGUGGCAUCGUUAUGAGGCUGACUCUGCAUCUUCUGAGUCCUGGGAAUGGGGAAUCUGAUACUGGGAAGCAUUGGAUGCAGCCUGUCCAGGUCGUGCAUUUAGCUCUGGGACCUCUGAACUCAGUGAUAGUCUGGUCUGGGUUUUUUUUUUUCCUCCAGGAGGGAAGGCUUCUGAGAAGGGAAGAUGAAACUAUUUUUAAUCUUGAGCAAACAGCCCAAUGUAGUAAUUUCAGGCCCCAGUGUGACAUUUUCUUCCAUUAUAACCCAAGUCAUUUUUAAAACAAAUAAACAAAGUCCUUUUUUUAUGCAUUUUGUGUUUGUGGUGUUUCUGAAGGAAAAUGCUUUUAAACUACCCUCAUUCCCCCUUGCAGACUUUGAGAGCCUGGGGGCCUGGUAGGGUGUGUGUUUUGGAUCAUGUAGUCUGGGGGUUUGUCUAGAACCUGGAGUUCUAGUGGACUAAGUGCUGGGAUGUGAGGUAAGUGCUGAGGUUUGGGUUAUAUAGGCUGUCACAGUUUACAGAACUCCUGACUUUGCUUCACAACUUUUGAUAAAUAUCCCUGAGGUCCUGAGAUAGGAGGUGGACCAUGCCCCACGUUCCUUCCUGUUAACACUUUUUUUUGGUUUUUAUUUCAUGUGGUGUGUAUUUUUGUGUAUCGAAAAGGUCAUCAUGUUUGGUAAAGUAGAAGACCAACAGAAAUGAGGGAAACCCUCAGUAAGAUGAAAUGGAUUCAAACAUACAAAUGAUAAUGAAGGUGGCACAGGGCUGGGCAGUAUUUCAUUUUGUUAUACAUAAGGUUGCCAUGAUUCAGAGCCAAGUUGACAGCAACUACCACCAACAUAUUUUUGUAGCUUUUUAUUUUGAUAUAAUUUUAUACUUAUUGGAAAAAUUGCAGUAGUACAAGGAGCUCCAGAAUAGUUGUUACCUAGAUUCACCAUGUGUUUACGUUUUACCUUAUUUGUUUUGUCAUUCCCUCUCUCUCUUCUGUAUAUAUACAUUUUUUUCCUGAACUGUCUGUGAGUAAUUGGCAGAUAUUAUGCCACUUUAAGGAGCCUUGGUGGCUCAGUGGUUAAGAGAUUGGCUGCUAACCAAAAGCUGCUCCUUGGAAACUCUGUGAGUUCUACCCUUUCUUGUAGGGUCGCUAUGAGUUGGAAUCGACUUGACAUCAGUGGGUUUGGUUUUUUUGGUUUACUCCUAAAUCUUAAAUUUUGCAUUUCCUAAGAAUAAGGACAUUCUCUUAAAUAACCACAGUAAACCAGUUGUUGUUGGGUCAGCUCUGACUCAUAGUGACCCAUGUGUGUCAGAGUACUGGAAUUGUGCUCCAUAUAUAUAUAUUUUUUUUAGUUGUGGUGAAAAUGUAUGCAGCAAAACAUUCGCCAAUUCAACAAUUUCUACAUGUAUAAUUCAGUGACAUUGAUUAUAUUCUUUGUGUUGUGCAACCUUUAUCACUCUCCUUUUCCAGUUUAUUCUACCACCGUUAACAUAAACUCAGUGCCUCCUAAACAAAAACUGCCCUUUUCACCUUCCCUCUCUCAGCCAUGAUAACCACUAAUAAUUUUUGGUUUCUGUACAUUUUGCUUGUUUCAUAUAAGUGAUCAUAUAGUAUUUGUCCUUUUGUGAUUGAUUUAUUUCACUCAGCACAACGUUUUCAAGCUUCGUCCAUGUUGUUGCCUGUAUCAGGACUUCAUUUCUCUUUCUCACUGAAUAUACCACAUUUUAUUUAUCCAUUGAUCUGUGGAUGGACAUUUAUGUUGUCUCCGGCUUUUGGCUAUUAUGAAAAGUGCUGCAACGAACAUUGGUGUACAGGUUUAUGUUUGCAUUCCAUGGGUCUUCAGUGGCUGAAUUUUUGGAAGUAGCUUGCUGGGCCUUUCUUCUGAGGUGCCUCUGGGUAAACUCGAACCACUAAUGUGUUGGUUAGCAGUGGAGUGUGUUAACCAUUUGUACCACCCAGGGACUCUAUAACCACAGUACAGGUAUCAAAAUCAGAAAUUUUAACAGUGGUAUAAUACUAUUAUCUAAUCCACAGUCCAUAUUCAAGCUUCCUCAAUUGUUCCAAUAGUAUCCUUGAUAGUCCUACAUGAGGAGGUACAAGAUGCUGGUUUGUUCCAGUGAUUAGCUCUGGUUAAGGAGGAGCUUGGAAAUUUUCUCCACUGUAAAGUUGCUGGUUUUCCCAUUGUAAUUAAUAAAUGACUUGUGGAAUGAUACUUUGAGACUAUGUAAAUAUUCUGUCCAUCAUCAAACUUUCACCCUCUAGUUUCAGCAUCCAGUGAUGCUUUUCUAAGUCCAUCAUUCCUUCUGUACUAGUUAUCUUACUGUAAGGAAGAGCUUUUAUUUAUUCACAGGUUUAUUUCAUUAGCUCAUAUUGAUAACUUACUCAGUGUGGUAUAGUCCAUCCUGUCAUUAUUCAUUUUGAUCCCAGAUUGUCCCAGGUUUGGCCAGUGGGAGCAGCUUCAGGCUGCCUUCUGUGUUCUUUUGACAUGUCUCCAUUGUUCUUUGAGUGCAUCUUGACUUCCUGGUACAACACAUUCCAGGCUCCCUGCUCCUACCUGGUAUCAGCCCUUUCCACAAGGACCCUUGAUCCCUUUUAGUUGGAGUGGCAUUUUGAGACCAAGUGGGUGCAUGGUACAUAUUUCUGUUUGCUGACAAUCUCUUGAAAUAAAUCUAAUUUUGUAUUUGAUUACUUAAUUAUGUUGCAGUUGAAUAAAAGACUUUUGUGGGUGUCCAGUUCUUGAUUUUUCUUUUAAGUGGGGGCAAGUUAACACAUGAUACUAGCAGAAUAAGAUAGACUUUAUAAACAAAAUAAAAGCAGGCCCUGCCUGCCUCAGAAGGAAUUUGUUUCUACUUAAUCAGUGGGGGAAAUUAUCAGAACUACUGAGCUGAUUUCCAAAGAGGAAGGAUAUACUUAGCAUUGAUGCCAGGGACCCUUACUCUGGGCUGUAGGGUGCCUAAAGACCAGCUCCGUGAGGUAAUGCCCAUGGUGCUGUUGUCAGGGCUUUGAGGUAUUGGUGUAGUGUACUUUGAGGCUGUGAAGUGGGUGUUUCAGGUGGCCUUGACAUGGUUCUCUCCCAGGUGGGUACCACUGUCAUGGAAGAUGUGUCUGACUUGUGUCCACCUGUGCCAUCAUUAGACCAUAUGAGCAAAUCAGACCUGGUCCUGCUCUUAACUAUUCUGAGAAUUCAGUGAAGAAGGAAAGGUGUCAAAUAAUGGGGGCCCUAACUCUUCAGACAAUUUUUUUUUUUUUAACUCUUCAGUCAGGGAUUGGACUGGACUGGACUAUGGGAUAGAAAAUGAUACUGGUGAAGAAUGAGCUUCUUGGAUCAAGUAGACACAUGAGACUAUAUUGGCAUCUCCUAUCUGGAGGGGAGAUGAGAGAGCAGAGGGGGUCAGAAGCUGGCUGAAUGGAUAUGAAAAUAGAGAGUGGAGAGAAGGAGUGUGCUGUCUUAUUAGGGGCAGAGCAAUUAGGAAUAUAUAGCAAGGUGUAUAUAAAUUUUUGUAUGACAGACUGACUUGAUUCAUAAACUUUCACUUAAAGCACAAUAAAAAUUAAAAAAACAAACAGUAAUGGGUACCUUAGUUGGACAACAGGUUCCUGGGGAAGUAGCAAUUAAGGGGCUGAAUGAGAGUUGGAGAGUGAGAUGAGUACUUUUUUUGUAUCAGGCAGUGAGAGUGGUACAAAGAAGGGAAGCCUCAGCACACCGAAUGUGCAGGGAGCAGUGUGAUGGUGCUGUCUGAGCUGGGGGAGGGAUGUGUCAGAGGGCUGAUGAGUGUAGGGGCUUCAAGUAGAGGUGACUUCAGGCUUUAGAGCAGAGGAAGGCUUACAAGGCAAUAUGAAGAGGAGGUGUCGGUGUGAAGCCUGGGUUGUCUUGGGAGGCCUGGGUGCCCAGGAAGUUUAACAGGUGACCCAGUGGUCUGCCCUUGCCCAGUCUUGUAGGGUCUUAAGCCUGGCAAGUGAUUGGACUUGAUUCAUGGGCAGUCGUCAUGAGCUGCCUGGAGUGCAAGAACUGUGUGAUGGCAGAUGUGGCUUGGGCAAGUUAACCUGGCAAACCAGGCUUUGCCCCUUACUUGGCGUGGAUCUGUUUCUUCAGGUCAUAAAGGAUAACAUUAGAUGUUCAGGAGCGUCAUUGUGAGGAACCGGGUCACAUGUCAGCUGUGUGUGUUGUGGCAUUCGGAACAUGAUACUCCUUGUUAUGGCUGUUGAGUGCAGGGUAGAACAUAGUAUUGAAAGAGGCAGUCUUUGGAUUGCUUAAUCUCUGCAGGUGCUGGGAUGGAUAGGCUGAUAUGUGACUUCAGUUCAUCAUGACCUGGCCCUGUGAGGUGAGUGACAGCAUGGUCCAAUCUCACCAAUGAGAAAAUAGGCUUGGGUAGUCCUGGUGGCGGUACCUGAAGGGUAGAACCCUGCAGCCUAACUUCGGGUGCCUGAACUUAUGCCGUAGAAUCAGCGUGGAGCCAGAGACUGCUGCAGCCACCACGACCCUGAGGAGGGCUGGAGGCAGGAGAGAGAACAGGCACAAUACCACUCCUGGGUGCUGCAUGGGGCACCAGUGCUGCCUCUGAGCAGCACUUGGCUCCUGCCUUUGCUGGGAGAUGUGGUGUUUUGGGAGGGGGCUAGGACGUCUGUGAGAAACUCAGAAGAUAAUUUGGGCUUUUGGAUCUGAGGCUCAGGUGUGGGUCUCAGUGCAGGAGACCUUAGCCUGGUGGGUGAUUGGUCAAGUGUGUUGGACCAGGAGUGAGUCCCUACAUUUUUGAGCCCCUCUCCUCGACUGAACCAGUUCUCAAUUCCUUGUGUACCUGCCAGACCUGUAGUCUGGCCCUAGAGCCAUAUCUGUUUCACCCACCUCCAAAUCUGUUUCAGAGCUGCUGUGUUUCUAGAGCAGGGUUUACAAUUGGUUGGAAUCUGUGCCCCCAGUCAGUGACAUCAGAAUCUUUGGGAUUGGAACCCAGGCAUCAGCUCUUUUAAUCCCCUGCUAAGGUGAUUCUCAUGUGCAGCCAGGGUUGAGAGUCACUGUCCAGUGCUUAACAGAGCUUGUGCCCUCAGCUGGGUUGAAGUAAGAAACUUACCCUGUCUCAUAGAGGCAGAACUGGGCAUUCAGAAGGUGCCAGUGAACCUGCCUGUUAGAUGGUCCAAAGCUCACCUGAGGAAGAUGGUCACUGAGGAAGUGAGCUUAGAUGGUCUUGGGUAGCCAGUGUAUCAGAAAAGGGUAACUUCUGCUUCCCUCUUUCUGGGAACUUACAUACUUGAAGCGAGUAACCUGAUGUUGGAAAUGUCUAGGUUGUUUUGAAGUGGUAAAGAGAAAGAAUAGACUGGUAUAUAGCCACAUUGGAGGAACAUAUUGGUUUGCACUAACUCACCAUCCAAAUAUUUAUUGAGCACCCGUUCCAUUGAAGGAAUGGGCUUAGUGUUGUACUAAGUACUAGAGUUAGGUGGAUCAUAAUUUUGCUGGUGGAUCAUUAUUUUUCUGUAGGAACUCCUGUGGCUUUGUGUCCAGGAGAAAGUGUUACGGAAUGCAUACUCAUUGUUAAAUGAGUGCCAAGGACUGGGUAUGCUUGGAUAGGAGAAGGAGAGGUGAGAGAAGGGUGGUCUCUUAGGAGAGGAGGACUUAGAGCCCAGUCCUGAAGAUGACUAAGAGGGUCUGAGGGUUAAGUUGAUGUCUCUGAGCUAGGCAGUGGUGCGAUAUCCUCUGGCACCUUGUAGGGGAAUGAAGUCUGGAGCCCAGAGCAGAGUGACCAGAGGUCAGAUUGAGCCAGUGACCUUGGAUGAGGUACUGACUGAGGCCAGUGCUGCUGGGAGUAGAGAAAUGACAGAUGAGACAGAAGGGGCAUGGAAGGAAGAGAGGUGGGAAAGGAACAGUGUUCUCUCAUGUCUUUGACCUAUUGAACUUCACUAGAAGAUUGAGCCUUGACCCACAUCAUUGGGUGAUGAUGGUGUGCCCACUUCCCAGGGAAGGUGGCAGGGAAGCAAGCGUCCACCCUGGAUGGACAGAUUGAUGCAGGAAGUAGAAGCCAAGCUCUGAGCCUUGGCUUUCUCUUAUUUGUGCUGAUCUAGCUAUGAGUCGGAAUCGACUCGAGGGCACUGGGUUUCUGGGAUGCUCUUCUCUACCCUAGCCAGGCCCUACCGCCCCAACUCACCUUGAGCCAGGUCCUGAUCCCAGGACCCAGGUGAAUUAGACCCUGGUUUAGCCCUCAGGGAACACCAAGUCUAGUGAGGAAAGUUUUUAUUGAGAAAUUAGAGAAUCUUAUAUAAUUUUACUUGAGAUUUGAAUCCUCUAAGAGCAGACCUUUUCAUUUUAUAAUGUUCUUCAUUUGUGAAGAGAUUGAAACGAUGAUGGAAUGGAGUUGGAAUUAAAGAGCAGAUGGAAGGGGGGAGAUAGAACUGACAGUAUCUGAUACUGAGUAGGUGGUCAAAAUUGGUUGAAUAAAAAUAGUCAAGGAAAUAUUUUAUUUGAAUUCCUAUUGUGUGUUUCUUCGUUAGAGUAAGGUGCUACACAGAAAGAAGAAAGGUAAUUACUGUAGAAGCAAACCGUAGGUGUUUCUGUGAUACUUACCUAGUCAGUACCUUUCAUACAGAGUGAUACAAACACUAAGAACCAUUAUUUGCCUAAGUUAUCUGUUUAUGUUGUUGAUUAUUGUUGUAGCUGGUUUUAUUUCUUUCCAUAUUUGCCUAGAAAACAAGGUUUCUGAGGUACACUUGGAUUUAUAAAAUAAUAAAAACAAUCCCGUCAGCCAGAAAAAUUGCUGUUGCUGCAUGGUCUCGCUGCAGCUUUGCUCUCUGGAGCACUGGGCCUUGGGAGCAGUGACUUCUUGGCCUACCCCACACCCAGAGAAUGACUACACUUGGGGCUCUGUUGGGCAGGGACCACUGCUUUCAAACAUGUUCCCUCUUCAGAAUGUUUUAGAAAUGAUUACUUUGAAGCUGACUCUGUCCAGGCCCAUAAUGAAUGUAAGGCCUUGGUGCUCAGGUGCUGGGCUUGGUGCUGUGGAGCCACUCAGCAGGACAUGAACCACAGGGAAGUAACCGGUACCAGACGGGUGUAUGUGGGUCCUGUGCAAGGUGCUCGCUGACUCUUAGAUGCCUAUGGAGAUUGAGGCGUCAUCACUUCUCUCAGCCCCAUGGUAAGUGUCACAUUCAGUAUUAGUAGUCAGUGUGUAAAAUCAGCAAAAGAGACCUGAGAUACCAAGAUUUGCAAACUUUGUAAGUAGUCUUCUUUGAAUUAGCUGCAGUUGUUUACAGGGCAGACCCUCCCGGAAGCUGCUGCUGGAGGUUGCAGCUACACUAACCCUGGGGGUGUAAGGGGGUGGAAACAGUUAUUUUUUUGUUCACUCUGGUGUUACUACUUCCUGCUUCUUAGUCCUUUUGCAUGUAGAGAGCUCCAGUGACUUUUUGAGGUGUUUUUGUAGAUUAUGAGUUUACAAAGAGAACUUGGGCUCUUAACUCGCCAGUCAGAUGCUACUGGUAACUGGUGAAUAUGCUGUGUUUUUAGUUCCUUGUUCCGAAGAAGUCUUGGGUUUUCCUUUAAGUGGCUGAGUAUAGUGGGUAAUAGUCCAGGGAGGCUGACAGAGGACUGGGGGCUGCCCCCUUCUUUGGGAUGAGAAGCAUCUCCGAGGGGCGUGUAGCCUCCCUGUUUGCUUCCCCUUCAGUUCUGAGGCAGGUUGGUAGGUGGCACAGCUACUUGGGUUGUAAGAGUCAUCAAGAUCCUGAUUCUACAGAGGUCACGAAUGAGGACUACCAGGCUCUGGGUGCUCUGGGAUGGAGCAGAUGUGCAGAGGGUGAGGACCCAGCUCUGGGACUACGUCGCUCACUUCCUUCCUUAGAGAGAUUACUGGCUUGAGCAGAUUCAGGCCCAGGACGAGGAUGUCUGGGAGCCUCUUGCUGCUGCCCCCACUCUGGGGGAGGACCUUUCUCCUCCUGCUCUUGGUGGCAUUGGCUCAGUCCCGCUGGCCCAGUGAACCCUCGGAGACCGUCAGGGAUUGGGAGAACCAGCUUGAGGCGUCCAUGCACUCGGUGCUCUCAGACCUCCGUGAGGCUGUUCCCACAGUGGUUGGCAUUCCUGAUGGCAUGGCUGUUGUUGGACGCUCAUUUCGAGUAACCAUUCCAACAGAUUUAAUUGCAUCCAGUGGAGAAGUCAUCAAGGUAUCAGCGGCAGGGAAGGAGACCCUGCCGUCCUGGCUGCACUGGGACCCGAAAAGCCAUGCCCUGGAGGGCCUUCCCCUCGACACUGACAAGGGUGUGCACUACAUCUCGGUGAGUGCUGCACGGCUGGGGUCCAACGGGAGCCACAUCCCCCAGACCUCCAGCGUGUUCUCCAUUGAGGUCUACCCUGAAGACCACAGUGAGCCGCAGUCCGUGCGGGCGGCAUCACCAGAACCUGGUGAGGUGGUGGCAUCUACCUGUGCUGCCGAUGAGCCUGUGACUGUCCUGACGGUGAUUCUGGAUGCCGACCUCACCAAGAUGACCCCAAAGCAAAGGAUUGACCUCCUGCACAGCAUGCAGAGCUUCUCGGGAGUGGAGCUUCACAACAUGAAGUUGGUGCCAGUGGUCAAUAACAGACUGUUUGACAUGUCGGCCUUUAUGGCUGGCCCAGGAAAUGCAAAAAAGGUGGUGGAAAAUGGGGCUCUGCUCUCCUGGAGGCUGGGCUGUUCCCUGAACCAAAACAGUGUGCCUGACAUACGUGGUGUGGAGGCCCCUGCCAGGGAGGGCGCCAUGUCCGCUCAGCUUGGCUACCCUGUGGUGGGUUGGCACAUCGCCAACAAGAAGCCCCCUCUCCCCAAACGCAUCCGGAGGCAGAUCCAUGCCACACCCACCCCUGUCACUGCCAUUGGGCCCCCAACCACGGCCAUCCAGGAGCCACCCUCCAGGAUCGUGCCUACCCCCACAUCUCCAGCUAUCGCUCCACCGACAGAGACCAUGGCUCCUCCAGUCAGGGAUCCUGUUCCUGGGAAGCCCACAGUCACCAUUAGGACUCGAGGUGCAAUCAUUCAGACCCCAACCCUAGGCCCCAUCCAGCCUACUCGAGUGUCAGAAGCUGGCACCAUGGUUUCUGGCCAGAUCCGCCCAACGAUGACCAUUCCUGGCUAUGUGGAGCCCACGGCGGUUGCUACCCCUCCCACAACCACCACUAAGAAGCCACGAGUAUCCACCCCAAAACCAGCCACGCCUUCAACUGACUCCUCAACAACUACAACUCGCAGGCCAACCAAGAAGCCGCGGACACCCCGACCACCACUCCGGGCCACCACCAAAGUUCCCAUCACCAGAUUGGAAACAGCCUCCCCACCCACUCGCAUCCGUACCACCACCAGUGGGGUGCCCCAGGGGGGAGAGCCCAACCAGCCCCCAGAGCUCAAGAACCACAUUGACAGGGUAGAUGCCUGGGUUGGUACCUACUUUGAGGUGAAAAUCCCACCAGACACAUUCUACGACAAGGAGGACACCACCACCGACAAGCUGAAGCUGACCCUGAAGCUGCGGGAGCAGCAGCUAGUGGGUGAGAAGUCCUGGGUACAGUUCAACAGCACCAGCCAGCUCAUGUACGGCCUGCCUGACAGCAGCCACGUGGGCAAGCAUGAGUAUUUCAUGCAUGCCACAGACAAGGGGGGCCUCUCAGCUGUGGAUGCCUUCGAGAUCCACGUCCACAAGCGCCCUCAAGGGGACAGGGCUCCUGCACGGUUCAGUGCCAAAUUUGUGGGCGACCCAGCACCAGUGGUGAAUGAUAUCCACAAGAAGAUUGCCCUGGUGAAGAAGCUGGCCUUUGCCUUUGGGGACCGCAACUGCAGCACCAUCACCCUGCAGAAUAUCACCCGGGGUUCCAUUGUGGUGGAAUGGACAAACAACACACUGCCCCUGGAGCCCUGCCCCAAGGAGCAGAUCACAGGGCUGAGCCGAAGGAUCGCCGAGGAUGACGGGAAACCACGGCCGGCCUUCUCCAACGCUCUGGAGCCCGACUUUAAGGCCAUGAAUGUUGCUGUGAUGGGCUCAGGCAGCUGCCGGCACCUGCAGUUUAUCCCUGUGACUUCACCCAGGAAGGUGCCUUCAGAGACACCGCCCACAGAGGUGCCAGACAGGGACCCUGAGAAGAGCAGUGAGGAUGAUGUCUACCUGCACACAGUCAUUCCAGCUGUGGUGGUCGCAGCCAUCCUGCUCAUCGCCGGCAUCAUUGCAAUGAUCUGCUACCGCAAGAAGCGGAAGGGCAAGCUCACACUGGAGGACCAGGCCACCUUCAUCAAGAAAGGGGUGCCCAUCAUCUUUGCGGACGAACUGGAUGACUCCAAGCCCCCACCCUCCUCCAGCAUGCCACUCAUCCUGCAGGAGGAGAAAGCCCCCCUGCCCCCUCCCGAGUACCCCAACCAGAGCGUGCCCGAGACCACUCCUCUGAACCAGGACGCCGUGGGAGAAUAUACACCCCUGCGGGAUGAGGAUCCCAAUGCACCUCCCUACCAGCCUCCUCCACCCUUCACAGCUCCCAUGGAGGGCAAGGGCUCCCGUCCCAAGAACAUGACCCCAUACCGGUCGCCCCCUCCCUAUGUUCCCCCUUAACCCACAAGCUCCUGGGUGGAGGCAGGGGUAGGGAAGGGGCCUGGAGACAACACGGUGUUGUCUGUGGAAACCGGUGGCCUGCAGACCAUCGCCCACCGGAAGCCGACACCUGACCUAGCACACACUGACACACAUGGGGCCUGGACAAGCCCGCCCUCUCUGGUCCUCCUAAACCCCAAAGCAGCUGGAGAGACUUUGGGGACUUUUUUUUUUUUUUUUUUUUGCCUAACAGCUUUUUGUUUGUUCAUAGAAAAUUCUUCGCUGCGUUUUUGAUGGCUGGCUCUGAAAGCACCGUUUGGGGUAGAGGUAGAUGGAGGGAGCGAGGAACCGUGAAUGAACUCGCAGGCAGUGCUGGGUGGCUUCCCGGCUGUCUGCGUUUUGCCUUUAACACUAACUGUACUGUUUUUUCUAUUCACGUGUGUCUAGCUGCAGGAUGUAACAUGGAAAACAGUAGCUAAAGAUUAAAUUCAAAGGACUUUCAGAAGUUAAGGUUAAGUUUUUACAUUUAAUCUGCUGUUUACCUAAACUUGUAUGUAUAAUUUUUGGGUGGGUAUGGGGAAUUGCUUUGCUAAAAAUAAGCUCCCAGGGUGUUUCAAACUUAGAGAAGACCAAGGGACAGUAUUUUUUAUCAAAGGAAUCCUAUUUUUUCACACUACGUACACUUGGUUGCUCUGAUACCCCAGAGCCUGAUCGGAGGCCUCCUGGCCCUGCCUAAGGGGCCAGGGCCCUGGUGCUGGGCUUGCUCUCCUGCUGUUGCCAGGGGCCAGAAGCUGGAGGGGCCUCUUGGGCCGAGGACACCCCCACCCCACGCACGCUGUCGGCCCACCACCAAGGGGUCUUCAUUUCCAGGGAAAAAGGACUCCAAGAGGCAGCGGUGGCCAUGGCCCCAAACCUAGGUGCUCCAGGGUGGGCCAGCUGCUUGUGGGGGUUCCUGGGGAGGUCAAGGGACUCGACCACAUCACCCUGCUUUCUUUUUUCCUUCUUUUGUGGUUUUUUUUCUCCCCUCCUAAAAGGUAUCAUGGUUUUUGAAACACUCAGUGGGGGACAUUUUGGUGAAGAUGCAAUAUUUUUAUGUCAUGUGAUGCUCUUUCCUCACUUGACCUUGGCCGCUUUGUCCCAACAGUCCACAGCCCUACCCCACCCCUUUUCUCUGGCGCUCCAGUCCCAGGCCUCUCGGGUCUGAAUGGCUGGAAAAGGUCUGGUGGUUGGGGAGGAGUGCCAGCAAUAGUUCAUAGUUAAAAUCUGUGGGCUCUCAAAGCUAAUUUUUUACUAAAGUUUUUAUACAGCCUCAAAUUGUUUUAUUAAAAAAGAUUAAAAAUGGUGACGCUGACAGCAGUUUGUACAAGCUCUUAGUGUUGAUCCAUGGAACUGACGGCUUUGCUCAUUUUGAUUUUUUUUCUUCCCCCUUUUCAUAACAGUUUAAAUCCUAUGAUUACACUGGGACUUCUUUUGCCUUUUUUAGCAGAACGUCCUUCCGUCCAUUUGCAUCUCUGUCCCAUGACUCAGGGGCACCCACUCUGCUUUGAUUCUCCUCCUUUGGAAGAAACUAUUUUGAACCUGACUUUUCUUGACCAUCUGAGAGUCAUUUUGGGUACCUUUUAGGGAGGAAUGCCUUUUGCAAUAAUGUUUUCCAUCCCUGAUCUGGGGUGGGUGGGUGGACCCAGGCUCCCUUUGCACACUGAGCAGCCACUUCUAAGCCAUAUCGACAGUUUUGUAGAGGGUUCGUGUGUGCUGCCUCAGGAGGGCAGGGCCAGCAGGAGGGUUGGAGGCCUCCAUCUACCGCUCACUGGAGGGCAUUCGGCAUUGCGCCUUCUUCCACAAACCCUGGCCCUGCUCUCCUGCCUUGGUGCAGGAGGGUACUCUAGAAUGAGCAGUGCCCCCGUGGGGGAGCCUGUAGAUGAGGGCUCGGUGGAACACUGUGACUGGGCCUGUGCCUCCAAGCCAGGGUUUCCCUGAUGCCCCAGAGUCGGGAGCACAAGUGGGAUCUGACCUGGUGAGAUUAUUUUUGGUGACCUCAUCAAAAAAUAAACAAUUCCCAGUGUUCCAGGUGAAGGCCUUCCAAACAGCUCCGUUGCCCCUAGCAACCCCAUCAACGGGCACUGCCAUGCAGAGACAUGGUUGGCCCAGAAUGGCCUGUUGCCAUAGCAACUGGAGGAGAAGGGGCAGUGA